UAUUUUUUUGUGAUUAUUUUAUUUCAAGUGUAAACAAAAUAUUUCUAUUUCAAAGUUUUGUAUAUUGAAAAAAUAAUAAACAUUAUCAACCAUUUAAUCUGCCAUUAAGAAACUCUGAAAAUCAUAAACUUUCCAAAAAAAAAAAAGAGAUCAACAAGAAAACGCAUUCCAUGGGUACAUUCUUGAUAAAAUUGACAGCCGCCUGUGCUCAUCUCGGUUAAAUAGUUUUUGCGGUCUUUGACCAAAAAGAAUUUAUUAAUUUAUUGCAUAUUUCUAUCUUUAUUUGUUGUCCAUUCAAAUUAGAGUUAAAAAGUAAUAAAAAAAAAAAAAAAACAAUCAUGUCGGAUGCUUAUAUGAAAUUUUAUCAUGAAUUUCUGCAAAAGAAAAACACUUUUACUGAUGGUGGUAGUAGUGGAGGUGGUGGCGAUGAAGGGGAAUCUAAAUUACCAAAGGAAAAAGAACAAAAGAAAGGAACAUUAAAGUUAUCGAAGGAAAAGAAGGAUAAAGUGGAUCAGCAUUUGUCGUCGUCCGAUAUGGAACAUAGUUAUACACGUGAUUUGCGACCACAGCCCGUCCUGACGGGUCUCGCUCCGGCGCGCACUCUUUUAGUGCGACGUCCGCCGCAAUGUCCUUCCUGCCACACUCAUCCGGCCGAUGAGAAUAACGAUGGCGAUGAUGCAAAUCAGCCAAUUGUGCCGUCUUAUAAUGAGACUGCAGCCAAGGACGCAAUGAAUGAGUGUGCCCGCAUUGCGAAGAGUGUCAAGAAUGCUAAUAGUGAUGACCAGAAUUGGGAGGAACGUGUUAGCCAAUCCGGUUGGUCAUCGGUGCAGUCAAAAUUGUUUGAGAAAGUAGUCAGCAUUUUGGAUUCCGAUCAACUGGGACGUUUGGCCAACACUGGAAGGCCACACGAGCCGGUGCAGCGUCGUGUGGUUGUAGACAAAUCGGCUCAACGAAUGAGAAAGGCUCUCGCCUCUGUUCAAUGGGAACCACGCAUCACCCAAUGGUUGCAUGGUCUUCUAAUGGAAUGUCUGCCACCAUCUUAUAUGGCAUCGUAUUUGGACAUUUUGCAAACCCUUAAAGCAAAACUUCCCACUCUCAUUGAUAAAAUGCUAUUUGGUAGACCGAUGAACACCAGCCAGGAGUUAUUGGCGCCUGUACUGAAGAAGCAAUGGGAACCAACUUUAAUCACACAGAAGAGUCGUAAAUUGCCACAGCCGGCGGUCAUUAUUGCACUACCAUCGAUGCCGAUAAGUGGCCCAGUGCCUAGUCGCAUACAAAAGUGGUAUCAACAUUUGGCUACGAUAACUCAAAUUGUCCAAGUAACGUUACCAUCAGGAAGUUCAAUGGCAAAGCAACCAUUGGAUAAUAUCGCUGAACAAAUUGUCUCAUUGACAAGAUUGAAAAUCCAAGAGCUACGCAAUGAACAAUCGAGUCGAAAUAUUAUUUUGAUUGGCUUUAAUGCUGGAGCUGCGUUAGCUCUGCAGGUUGCCAUGGUGGAAAAUGUUAGCAGUGUUGUUUGCAUGGGUCUUGCUUUUAAUACACUAAAUGGUGUAAGAGGUACACCCGAUGAUCGUAUUUUGGACAUAAAGGUGCCCAUAUUGUUUGUUGUUGGACAAAAUUCGGCCAGAUCUAGCCAAGAAGAAAUCGAAUCCCUAAGAGAGAAAAUGCAUUCAGAUUCAGCUUUAGUUGUUGUCGGAAGUGCUGAUGAUGUGUUACGUGUUCCCAAAAGUAAACGUAAAAUUGAAAAUGUUACCCAAAGUAUGGUUGACACAAUGGUUAUUGAUGAAGUAUAUGAAUUUAUAAAGAAAAUUAUAUUACAUCCACCUGGACCAAGAACUCCGAUUGUUAAUACUAAUAUUCAACCACCAGUAACGACUAUCAAGAAAGUCAGUCCAGCUGAUACCUCAAUGAACCAACGUAAAAGAAAACAACAAAAUACUCCAACAGAUGCAGGUCAGACAGCUGCCAAAGUUAAAUGUGGCACAAAAACUUUACAUCAAAAAAUCCCAAGAAAAACCAAAUUCCUUCAAGAUCCCUUCCUUAUCAAACGUAAAGUUGGAAGACCACGAACAAGGCCACUGCCCCCGGAAAUAUCAUCUGUUCCACAAUCCACUCCGGUCAAGCCACCACCAAUCAAACAAACACCACAAAUCAUCCAACAACCAUCAAAUGAUGAUCUUAAUCUGGCCAUUCAGAGCAUUUUGGGUGAUGGUGAUACACCGACCAAAGCCAGCGACGAGUCUCGCAGUGAAGUUACCAACUUUGAAAUAGUCACCCAGCCAAAAUCUGCACACAUCAAAACGAUUCUAGGAUCGGGUAUGCGAGCGGGACAAGCAUUAUCUUUAGGUACCGGCUCAAAUACAAAGAUUAAAAUGAUUCCCUCAAAUCAAUUUGUCCAACUCAAACCACCAAUCCAGAGUCAAACAAAGAUUUACACAAUUAAACCAACAUCUUUGGCACCCUCGCCAACAACUAGCGCUCCCACAGUCUCGGGCAGUCAAAUAUUCACAAUCAAACCCAAUACAUCGGUUAAUCAAGCGCAAAUUAUGAGUGUUGGCGGUCAGUCAAAAUUCACAAUUCUCAAAACGUCUCCCAUAAAGACUGGACUUGGAUCGACGACCAUUGCAUCAUCCUCCAGUAACACCACCACAACCAAUGACUUAACAAACAUAUUCGAUAUGCCAAUUAUAUUUGCCGACAAUGAUGGUAAUCUCACCGAAUCGGUGUCAAUUUCAAAAGCACCUAUUACAACAUCAACACCUAUUGUUUUGACACAGCCUUCAGUUACGCAAAACAAAGGUGGUACUUAUGUUAUCAAUACAUCAGCUCUUCAACAGCAACAACAACAACAAUUACAACAGCAACAACAAAAACCUAAAACCAACAAAGUUGUCUUUAUUAAUCGAAACACAAUGAAACCAUGUCCGAAUAUAAUAUCUCGUUCUCCGAAUGUGCCACAAUUGCAAAAGUAUGCUAAAGUAGUUGUGAAGAAUCCGAAUACAUCAACUUCAAGUCUUGUAUCGAGGCCAGCCCAAACACAACAGCUAAUUAAAACCUCGGACAGAAUUAUCAAACCUCUAAAUCUGCACGGCAUUAAAUCUACAUCUCCCUUGGCUUCGUCCGUAACACCCACAAUGCCGUCAACGUCGUCUCCAGGUAUUCUCAAUUUGAAACAAUUUCAAAUUGUCAAUAUGGAUCCGGAUAAGAAGAAAUUUAUAAAAUCUAUUCCACCAACUACACAAAAUACAACCACAACAGCUACCAUUACCGGUAAUGUUGUUGCUGCUGGUGCUGUUGUUGGUUCACCGCAAACACUCAAUAAAACUGUAUUUAUCAAGCAGAGCGGAUUGAAGCCACUCCCUGACCAUUUGAAACCGCAAUUUUUGGCCAAAAACGUAACAGUUCGUAAACUUGUCAAUUUGGUACCAACUGCAAAAACAUCAGGUGUCAUAACAACAACUGUGUCCCAGUUGCAGUCUGGUGCUGCAGCUGCAACUGCUAAUUCCACAGCAAUAAAUAGUGGAUCUGUUGUCACACCAACAACAACAUUAUCAUUAUCAACGAUCUUGAAGAGUAAACAUCAUCAAUCGAUGUAAAAUAUUUUUUUUUGGUUUUUUGUUAAAAAAUAAAUUUAAUAUAAAAUGUAUUUUAUGAAAAUACUAAUAAAUCAGAUACAAAUAUCUAUUUUGUAGUUACAAUAA
Molecule: messenger RNA, 3701 nt
Organism: Episyrphus balteatus (marmalade hoverfly)
Lineage: Eukaryota; Metazoa; Arthropoda; Insecta; Diptera; Syrphidae
Gene: Rcd1
Product: KAT8 regulatory NSL complex subunit 3
Exons: 8
Coding region: 339-3596 (1085 amino acids)
Biological process (GO): positive regulation of transcription by RNA polymerase II
Cellular component (GO): NSL complex
Source: RefSeq, a predicted model, not a curated record